AUGGACACGAAUGCUGCCGGAGAGGAUCAUGUAGACGGAGAAGAUUACCUGAAAUUGGAGGAAGCGGAUGGGGCCGAAGCGUCGAUGUCCGGCGUCCGCUGGUGGUGGUGGGCGAAAAUUCUGGCGGUCGUGUCGACAGUCGUCGUGUUGGCUGUGGUUUUCUUCAUAUGGAUCGAACCCGUUCUAAUGGACAAGGAAAUCAUUCCCAUAAUAAAUUGGGAGAGAAGAACUUUCAGCAAAUCUGCACGCGCACUGAUAGUGUUCUGUUCUCUGGUGAUAUUUCCCUCUGUUCUUCUUCCUUCGAAACCAUCCAUGUGGAUAGCAGGGAUGACCUUCGGAUAUGGACUUGGAUUUCUGCUAAUCCUUGCAGGAGUCGCCAUCGGCGCCUCCAUUCCAUACUUCGUCGGAUCACUUUUCCGGCGCAGAAUCCAUGUGUGGCUAGAAAAGUAUCCGAAGGAAGCUUUCCUAAUCCGAGUCGGCGGCGCCGGAAACUGGUUGAGUCAGUUCCGUGCAGUAGCCCUAAUUAGGGUUUCCAGUUUCCCUUACAUUCUGUACAACUACUGCGCUGUGGCUACGGACGUCAAGUAUGGUCCUUAUUUGUUGGGGACACUCGUCGGAAUGGUGCCGGACAUACUCUUCGGGCUUUACACCGGCGGUCUCAUCAAGACAUUAGCUCAAGCUUCGUACAGCGGGCAGUCCCUGUCGCCGGUGCAAAUUGCGGUGGACGUGGCGGUCUUCGGCGUCAUCGUGGCGGCGACGGUUGUGAUCGCCGUAUACGGCAAGAGGCGUCUCGAGAAUCUGCAGGCUCAAGAGCAACAAGAAGUAGCAUUAUUGUAAAAUUUUCUAACACGCAUUUAAUUUAAUUUAGUUUAAUUAUGUUAUGUUAGAUUAUUAAAAUUUGCAAAAAUAUAAAAAAAUUAUGUAUAUAAAUGGACAUUAUAUUAAAUGAACUGUCACGAUGCAAGUUGGGUGAA
Messenger RNA from Andrographis paniculata, 974 nucleotides. RefSeq lists its product as uncharacterized. The transcript has 4 exons. Lineage: Eukaryota; Viridiplantae; Streptophyta; Magnoliopsida; Lamiales; Acanthaceae. Bases 1 to 837 code for a protein of 278 amino acids. The record is from RefSeq and is a predicted model, not a curated record.